Vanessa atalanta (red admiral) is the source of this 5933-nucleotide messenger RNA. RefSeq names its product glutamate-gated chloride channel (gene pHCl-1). Gene Ontology annotation, cellular component: neuron projection; membrane; synapse. Gene Ontology annotation, biological process: nervous system process; signal transduction; chemical synaptic transmission. The transcript has 15 exons. The record is from RefSeq and is a predicted model, not a curated record. Gene Ontology annotation, molecular function: neurotransmitter receptor activity; extracellular ligand-gated monoatomic ion channel activity; transmembrane signaling receptor activity. Bases 537 to 2093 code for a protein of 518 amino acids. Lineage: Eukaryota; Metazoa; Arthropoda; Insecta; Lepidoptera; Nymphalidae.
CCCCCUGGCGGACUCGCGUCGCAGUGAAUUGCGUAACAAAAGCACACUCGCCUUCAGACGCUACGCUGAAAACUUCAGCUCCGUGCGCGCCGACGGUAUGGGGAAGCGUAAAUCGCCAUAAAACUUUCCCGCGGUGCGCGCUCAAUUAAAAUAGCGUUUUUUUAUUUAUUUAUCAACUGUCAAAACCUAUUUGAAAGCCAACAUUAUUUAAUGCUUGUAAUUAGUAACUUUCUGUAGUUUUGUUCGAAAGUUGACUGUGUCGAAAAGUGAGUCGAUGCGGAUUUCGCCGGUUACGUAUGAAAUAGUGCGAACGUUCUAAGUGUGUGUGUUCAUUUGUUUUGUUUUACUUUGCUUGGUAGCAAGUGGUGGCGGUGCCCGGUGGGACCGCGCUGGUGGUACGAAGGAAUCGAUACUGCGGUGGGAGCGGCAAGAUAACUUUAGCUCAUCAUGUGGCGGAGAACUAAUGCGGCUUGGGCAGAUUGAGCGUCUCUCCACAUGCCGACAACACUCUGCAGUCAGCAGAAAGAUGUCCUAAUAUGGGUUGGUCAUGCGUGGUGGCACGCGCCGUGGCUUUUCUCCUCAUGCUCAGCAGAGCAUCCGCGCUAACGUCCGACAUCUUUGCAGCGGGCAAGUCGGACAAAGAGAUUCUGGACAAUCUACUAAAAAACUCCCGCUAUGACAAAAGACUGCUUCCACCAGUAGAUGGUGUCCUCACCGUAAAUGUUAGCGUGCUACUUCUUAGUUUAGCAUCUCCAGAUGAAUCUAGUCUUAAAUACGAGGUGGAGUUUCUUCUGCAGCAGCAGUGGUAUGACCCUCGAUUGCGAUAUUCUAAUCAGUCGCAUUACGACUUCCUAAAUGCCAUCCAUCAUCACGAGGACAUCUGGUUGCCUGACACAUACUUCAUAAUGCAUGGGGAUUUUAAAGAUCCAAUAAUACCUAUGCAUUUUGCGUUGCGCAUAUACCGGAAUGGCACAAUCAACUACUUAAUGCGGCGUCAUCUCAUACUGUCCUGCCAGGGGCGGCUCAACAUCUUCCCUUUUGAUGACCCUUUGUGUUCAUUUGCAUUAGAGAGUAUAUCUUAUGAGCAAUCGGCUAUUACCUAUGUAUGGAAGAAUGACGAGGACACGCUGAGAAAGUCGCCAUCAUUGACGACCCUGAAUGCGUACCUCAUCCAGAAUCAAACCAUUCCUUGUCCCAUCAAAGCUAGCUGGAGAGGUAACUACAGCUGUCUAAAGGUGGACCUUAUUUUUACGAGAGACCGAGCAUUCUACUUUACCACAGUAUUUAUCCCUGGAAUUAUUCUGGUGACCUCUUCCUUCAUCACAUUUUGGCUGGAAUGGAACGCGGUUCCAGCCCGUUCCAUGAUAGGUAAUUACAGCUGCCUGAAAGUGGAUCUCAUCUUCACGCGAGAUAGAUCAUUUUACUUCACUACCGUUUUCAUUCCGGGGAUCAUUUUGGUGACUUCGUCUUUUAUUACUUUUUGGCUGGAAUGGAAUGCAGUGCCUGCUAGAGUUAUGAUAGGCGUAACGACAAUGUUGAAUUUCUUCACAACGUCGAACGGUUUCCGGUCAACCCUACCUGUGGUUUCCAACUUAACAGCUAUGAACGUUUGGGACGGGGUAUGCAUGUGUUUCAUCUACGCAUCGCUACUUGAGUUCGUGUGUGUGAACUAUGUCGGUCGAAAACGACCACUUCACAAUGUCGUGUACAGACCCGGCGAAAAUCCAGUGACGCAGCGACUGCCCGCAGUUCUCAGCAGAAUUGGCAUUAUACUGGCCAGCCCUUUGGAGGCGAUGGCAUUCCUCAAUUGGGCUAAAUCAGAAACGCCCCAACCGGAGUCUAGCGGUGCUGGUGAUAAAAAGCGAGAGUCGACAGGAGCGGCCGACUUGGUGACGUGCACGGCCUGCACGGGGGCUCCUGGGUCGUGCACCCAUACAACUAAUAAUGGCGGUGUAUCAGAGGUCCGUAAAAAGGAGCCGCCGCAUCCGAUCCGUGUGGCGAAGACGAUCGACGUCAUCGCCCGCAUCACUUUCCCCACUGCCUAUGCUGUGUUUCUUAUCUUCUUCUUCAUACACUACAAGGCCUUCUCUUAAUGCUGCCCACAACGCGCUACGAGGUGCUUAACGUGCGUUCGAAUAUUAGUGCGGCUUCGUAUUUUAUACAUCGUAUUUCACGGCUAUUUACUAGGAUUUAUAAAAUCACUCGCAAGAUCUGAUACAAUUAUUUUUGAUGACUUUCAAUUCAAUUUAAGUAAUUGUGAUUGUACUAACAUAAUUAAGUGAAACAGAAUAAGACACACGUAAGAGCCGUAAAUAAAUAGAUACGAAAAGACUCUAGUAAGUUUUUUGUUAAUAAUUUAAUCAAGAAAAGAAUCAAAUAAGAUCGUUAAUGAAUAUCUGUUUUCCGAGGAUUUGAAAUAGGUUCCAGGCUUUAUUCGACGGUGCGUUAUUCCAUCGAAUUCAAGGAACGAUUCCUUUUUCAUGAAUAAUCUUAUGAUAGGUUAAAGUGGGAACAAUUCACUUAUAGUCGAUGUUCGAGUUCUGAAUUGUGUGAUUUUUGUAUAGUAAUUGGAUCGAGAUCGUAACGUGCGUUUUUGUCGUUCGUUAAAUGAAAUCUAUUUCAAACCUAAAGACAGUCCAAUUGUAGGAAAUUUAUUUAGUAUAAGCCAAUUUAAUGUUGUAGAUUUUAUAAAUCAUUACAAUCACUUUAGACACCACAAUUAUUGUGAUAUCACCAAUAUUAAAAAUCGCUUUUAGAAGAGUGCAUGUCACGCUAGGUAUUAAAACAUGUUUUACCAGAGUUUGAGUUUGAAGAAAAGUUACGCAAAGAUUAGACUUAGAAAAUAAAGCUCAAAUAGAUAUUUUUUUAGAAUUAGACACCACUCAGACGAACUCGUUGUUUCCAUAUAUUGAAUAUAAUUGCGUGUAUUUGCGUUGUUUUAUGUAAAACCAUGAACAUGCCUUCUAUUACUUCUUCAACUCAAAUAUUGAUUUAUUUGCCGUUUAGUACUAGAUAAUUACUACACAAUGUAAAUACAGUAAAACCUUUAAAUACGUAAGAAUAUAAGUUGUAAUGUAAUAUAAGUGCGUAUUGUGAAUUUGUGUUCUGCAAAUGUCUUUCUUUAUUUAUUCCAGCAGUUUUUAUAAAACAUUUGUAUGAUUUGUAAAAUAAGCUCAAAAAGCUUUAUUUAAGAAACCCUAGAUGUAAGUGUGCCUUGACCCUAUAUUAUCUAAGUUUUUAAUAUUACUAUGCAUCACCGUUAGUCUCGAAACAUAUAAAGACAUAACUGUUUUGGUUCCAUCCGAUUUGAAUUAAAAUCGCUUUUAUAAUUUUAAAACCAAGAAUAUAAAAUAAUUUUAAUAUUUCAGUAUAUAUUAUUCUAACAACGAACAUAUUCAGAUCAUAAUAGACAUAAUAUCAAGUGUUUUAAUUCAUUCUGUUUCUAUGAAUUGCGAUGGAUUCGAAAACUCUAUCAGGUAGCUCCUAAGAAGUGAUAAAUAAGAGUGAGAAAUAUAUUCCUGAUAUUUUAAAAGAUCAAUAAAAAACUAAAUAUUCGUGGAAAUGUACUGCAUCAAUUCUAAAUAUUAUCAGGGGUUAUUUACAUUUCUUGCAAUAACAGUACCUGAUACAUGCAUAUAAUACAUAUUAUAUACAUAUUAGUGGUUCGAAAGUUCAAACAUUAUUAGCAAAAUAGCAUCUGCUAUAUUAAUUCAUAUUAAAUAUGGAAUUUUAAUUAUUAUAAUUUUAUUAUUACUGUUAUUACUUUAAAAAUAUAUAAUGAAUUAUUUAACUAAUUUAUAGUUUUACCCGAAAGAGAGAUAAACCUUAAAUAUAUUAUAUAUAUAAACCUUUAAUAUACCGUAAUAUAAAAUUAGCCUUUUUUUGUUGUAAUACGGCAUAGUUCAAAUACGAAGAUGUAACCAAAUAGUAAAAUAUAAAUAUUAUUCCAUCUUAAACAGUGGAUUAGCAUGGCAGAUAAGGGCCCUGUUCGGCGCGGUGCAAAAAUCAAGCUUUCACUUUUAACAUGGUUAUAAACUUAACAAAAGUAAAUAAAAAUUAAGAGACAACAAAUCACAUACAGAUAAAGUAUACUGCCCUUUGGGCCUCUCAGCAUUUGGGCCCUUCUUCUUUGCACCAUCUUGCUCUAUGGUAGCUACGCCGUUUUUGAAUUAGGUGUCAUUUAUUCAAAUAUACUUAUAUUAGUUUUCAUGUACCUACCUAUCUUCAUAACCUACAAUCGCUUUUCGUAAAAUAUGUGGAGUGUAGUCGUUCAUAUCGGUACACAGGCGUACAUUUAGUUUGCACUAGUCUUUAUAUUAUAAUUACCUUGCACGCGAUCGGAAUCAACUUUGAAGUACCUCACUUAGACUUAUUUAACAUUUUAGGUCAUCAAUUCAGAUGAUAUUCAUUAUCGAAUUAGAAUUAAAAUAACUCAUUACAAAUAAAUAAUUUACUUAAUAUUUAGUAAAUUAUUAAUAUUAAAAUCACUAAAUUCGCCCAAUGUUAAAAUUCAACAUGUGAUUCGUUAUAUGAUUUAACCUUAAAAAAAAUCGAAAAAUUAUGUGUUUUUUUUCGACAAAUUAUCCGAUCUUUUAAAAAAAAAUAACGAUAGUUUCCUUUUCAUAUAGUAAUUAUUUUUAAAAUAGCGUAUAAUAUUUCCUAUUUCACAAACUAUAUUAUCGUAUAAGAUAUCUCCUGAAGAUGUUGUUCAGAAAAAGGCAAAACAAAUUUGAUUAUUUCCUGAUAUUAAUACUAUAUUAAACACCAUGAUUUCUAUAAACUCCUUCUUUAUGAACGAACAAUAUAGUUUCAAAUAAAAUAUUGUUUAUUGAGCAGAGAAAGUUCUUACAACUUACAAUAUCUUAUUUUUCAAAACAGCUCCUAACUAAAGUUAUCAAUCACUCAAACAGGUUUCACCUGCGAGGCAGAGAUAAUUUUAGUUUAAUUAAUUGGCGGUUUUUGCUCAUGUUUAAAAAAAUGAAACGAUUGUUCGUCUUAAGGAAUGGUAAGUUACAGACACCUGGAAUAAUAUCCUAGAUAUAAAAAAAUAUGUAUGUGUAUUUUAUAUUUGUCCAUUUUAAAUAGUGUCUGGUGUAGAUCCUAAGCUUUUUAUUCCAUUGGAACACGAGCGUUCAAUUCAUAAGUAUAGAAACGACGAUUAUAUGCCUUUUGCUUAUUAAAAGAGCGGACCAAAGCGUCAACUUUUGGUAAUUAUAUACCUUAUCUAUAUUGUAUGUAUAGUUAAAUUGUAUUUAAUAAGAAACCCGUUUUGGCUGUGCUUGAAUAUUGUAAAUUAAAUUGUAUAAUAUUACGAAAUUAUUUUAAUUAUUAAUGUUUUCUUUCUGUUCGAUAUCAUAUUUUUAAAAUACGUGUUUUGCAACGGGUUAAAGAAAACUGUCUCUCCUCGAUUAUUUAUUAUACAAUACAUCUCAAAAUGCUCAAACAAUUUCUUCAUUGAAUUAAAGAGAUAUUGACCAAUCAAUUAUCAAUAGCCAGCGACUGAAAGUGCAAUAUGUUUAUUAUAUUAAAAUAACAUCAAAGAAUGCUGUUGCUUAAGCGUCGUUUGAAUAAUUCAGCUAAUUUUAUCAACUCGAAUUAUUAAAGGAGUUGUUAUAAAAUGAAUAAAAAUCCUUUGGCCUGUCUCCUGUCCUUGGCUUUAAAGUAAGGCGAUAUACUCUAAGACAUGCCGUCCCAUUAAUUGAUGUUUAUAAACUAUAAAAUAUUUAUAACUUUAUACUUGAACCUAUUGAAAAGUAUCGUUUAAACAUUUCCACAUAAAAAAUGUGAUGAAAUUUUGAUCAAUUCAAAUACGAAAAGAAAUACAUAUAAUAGAUAUUUAAAAAUAAUCAUUAAAUAAUUAAAAUUGAGAAUUUACUUCUAAAUAAAGAUCUCCUAUUUCAAAACGAAAAUCAUGAAAAAUAUUAAAUUUAAAC